Molecule: messenger RNA, 764 nt
Organism: Hippocampus comes (tiger tail seahorse)
Lineage: Eukaryota; Metazoa; Chordata; Actinopteri; Syngnathiformes; Syngnathidae
Product: lethal(3)malignant brain tumor-like protein 1
Exons: 3
Biological process (GO): negative regulation of DNA-templated transcription
Cellular component (GO): nucleus
Molecular function (GO): chromatin binding; histone binding
Source: RefSeq, a predicted model, not a curated record
CAAGCCCUUCACGAGUCGGUGUUCUCCCCUGGCGUCUCUGCUGCUCCCCCCCACCGGGUGGCGCUGUGCUGGGACAAACACUGUCAGUUGCUGCCUGAGGUUUUGGGGCUCACCGCCAAGAGGGUGGCGGGAUGGAGCACUGAGGAGGUGGCCAGUUUUGUAAAAGGACUUCCAGGGUGUAAAGAACAUGCUGCUACAUUUAAAACGGAGCAAAUAGAUGGCGAGGCCUUUCUGCUGCUCACCCAAUCGGACAUCGUCAAGAUCCUGUCCAUCAAGCUGGGCCCUGCCCUGAAGAUCUACAACUCCAUCCUCAUGUUUAAGAGUGCCGAUGAAGAAUAACUGGAGGCUCCCAACAGAAACGUUGACAGAAAAGCCAUCAGCUUCAAUUAAUUGCUCUCUUCUCAAUGGACUUAAAAGGGGGGGAGGGGUGUCCCUUGUAUUGUUUACUGAAACGUCCAAUAACUACAAACAGCUGCAAAAAUGUUCCUUACAUUGUUUGUGAGAUGUCGCGCCCCCCCAAACACACACACAAUUUUUUUUUUUUUUACAGCUUUCAAAGCUGAUUGUUCAAGCAACAUUGUUUUUGUUUGUUUCAAUGAAUGGCACUAUGAUUUGUUUUAUUCUCGCACUGUAAAGCAAGUGAGAACUGAGAACAGUAUUAGUGAUGUGACGGUGAAAACCCCUUUUCCCAACAGGAGCUGCUUCAGUUUUUUUUCAUGUAAUCUCAGAGCGUUGUUUGAAAUUUAACUACCAUUUGAACAAAA